GCUACUAAAAACAAACUUCCAUGACGGAGGUAAUAACCAUGUGCCUGACUCUCCAAUUUCUGAACACUGUAGAGCCCACGUUUGACGCCUUCGUGUCGGCCAACCAGCGUGACUUCUCCUGGGUUCGACAGUGGGUUCAACAGUUGGAGUCUCCACCACACAACCUGAAGAUCUGUGUUCACCACAGGGACUUCAAGAUCGGCGUGCCGAUCUCACACAACAUCAACUGGGCCGUAGAGAACAGUAGCAAGAUUCUCAUAGUUCUCUCCCAGAACUUUUUGUCCAGUAACUGGUGUAAGGUUGAGCUCAGGGCAGCAAUAGAGAAGGCUCUGAGUAAUGACAAGUACUGUGUACUACCCAUUUUGAAGUCUGAGUGUGAGAUUCCUACUGAGUUAGCUCAUCUGACAUACCUGGACUGUACAGACGGUACUGUUGAUGUAGACAGGUUGGCAAGUGGCAUCAAAUCUUAAGGAAGAAGAGGACAAACUUAACCAGUUCACCCAAGGAGAAACAAUAUAAAGGUAGUUGCAGUCCUAGUCCAUUAUUAGCCAUAGUGUCACAAAUGGACGAAGACAAGCUUAUCAUGUACUUACAGACUGAUAAAUGUCACCCUGUUGAACAACCUUUCCAGCGUCAAAAAGUAAUCAAUGUGUCAGGAAUUGUUGACAACAAAAAUGCCAAUACAUGUUAGAACUCAGUUGGGGUAGCAAAUGUGAUGCCUGGGAUCAUGAACGAUUCAUUCAACCAAGU
Messenger RNA from Branchiostoma belcheri (Belcher's lancelet), 750 nucleotides. RefSeq names its product protein toll-like. The coding region runs from base 21 to 470 and encodes 149 amino acids. Gene Ontology annotation, biological process: immune response; toll-like receptor signaling pathway. The transcript has a single exon. NCBI's taxonomy places the organism in Eukaryota, Metazoa, Chordata, Leptocardii, Amphioxiformes, Branchiostomatidae. Gene Ontology annotation, cellular component: membrane. Gene Ontology annotation, molecular function: transmembrane signaling receptor activity. The record is from RefSeq and is a predicted model, not a curated record.